This is a messenger RNA of Talaromyces proteolyticus, 1350 nucleotides long. RefSeq lists its product as uncharacterized. Bases 1 to 1350 code for a protein of 449 amino acids. The record is from RefSeq and is a predicted model, not a curated record. Lineage: Eukaryota; Fungi; Ascomycota; Eurotiomycetes; Eurotiales; Trichocomaceae. The transcript is spliced from 4 exons.
AUGGCGAAGAAGGGUGGAAAGAAGAACAAUAAAAGCAAAAACAAGGGAGGCGCCGCUUCCAAGCUCCCUGAUGUGAAGAACAUUGUAAGCCCGGCCCACCAAGAAGAAGACAAGCUUCUCUACGGCGAGGGAACUGCCCAGGACAAAACCGCUACCGCCGUCGCGCCCACCACACUUAAUGCCCCUGCAGCCGCUUCUGGAUCUGUAGCAUCGCCUGAACAAGAUGUCUCGACUGUGCCUGCAGAUCAAUUGAAGGAGCAGAUGAGCGAGCCCAAGCCGGCGGCCGAGUUGCAUGCGAAGCAGGAUGAGAGGACUCUUCCGGUGCGUGAAAAAGGUGUUGCACCAACGACGGAACAGCCCGCUGCUGCAAAGACCGAAGGACUAGCCGCCGCCAAGCCGACAGAAUCAAAAGAAGAAGCCAAGAAGGUUGAAGAAGAGAAAGCCAAGGAACAACCGACUGCAGUUUAUAGCGGUGUGAGCAAGGAGACUCUAUCGGCAGAGAAGAAGCAGGACAAGAGUGCGCUCGAGACAGGCGCAGCCGGCGCUGUGGCAGAAGUGACCGGCGAGAAGGCCCAGAAAGCUCCAGCACAUACUGAUAUAGAUGCUACUGAGCCAGAGAAAGCAAAAGUCUUGGGCGAGGCUGAAAGCAAGCCGGUCGGCGCUGUGUCAGCGUUGGACGGCUCGAAAGCAACCAAUAAAGAGGCUGUUGAUACUCCCCUGGUCGCACCCCAUGUCAAACGCACGCACGAAGAUCCCAUCUUCGUGACCCAGGACCAGUCCCAGCCGCCCAAGAAGCCUCGGGUUGACGAGUCCGACACGUCUGCCUCCCAGGUCCAGCCUGCGAUUCCUGGACGCUACCCCAGCCCAUCAGUGGCAGGAUCAACCGUGUCUGGCGCAGACAGUGGCAUUAUUACCGGAGCUAAAGAUGUUUCUAAGCCUGAUGCUGCCGCAACAGGGGAAAAGACUGAGGCGUCUAAAGCUUCCAAUGACAAACUGGGCAAUCUGACCGGCGAGAAGACGACGGGGCAACAGGAAGGUGUGAGCACGGCCAAAGAGACUGCUCCAGCACCGGCUGCUCAGGCACCGCCCUCUGGAAAACACACUGAAACACCGCUUACGUCGCAGAACGCGGAGCCACGGGCACGGCCAGUGAACCCUGCGGCAGCGAUGCCCGCUCAGCCCAAGCCCGUGGCCAAACCGGGACAACCGUCGCAGGAGCCACAGGAGGCUCGACUUACCGAUAAGGCGAACGAGGACAUCCAACCCACGGCGGCGCAGAAAGAAGCCAAGAAGGGCGGGUUUAUGUCAUGGAUCAAGCGCAAGUUCAAGAGCGAGAAGGGGACUGCAUGA